Hippopotamus amphibius kiboko is the source of this 1909-nucleotide messenger RNA. It is a transcript of the gene ZFAND6, whose product is annotated as zinc finger AN1-type containing 6. NCBI's taxonomy places the organism in Eukaryota, Metazoa, Chordata, Mammalia, Artiodactyla, Hippopotamidae. The transcript is spliced from 8 exons. Gene Ontology annotation, biological process: protein targeting to peroxisome. Gene Ontology annotation, molecular function: zinc ion binding; polyubiquitin modification-dependent protein binding; DNA binding. The record is from RefSeq and is a predicted model, not a curated record. Bases 510 to 1136 code for a protein of 208 amino acids.
CAGCGCCGGGUGCCGGCCAAUCCCAGAGCUCUGCCCCCGGGUCGCGUCACAGGCCGAACAACCAAACAGAAAAGUUUAAUAAACAGCGGACGGAGGGGCCGGCAGCGGCGGGGCCGGAGCGAGCAGGGGUUCGGCGGCCUCACCUGUCCCCAUUCACCGGCGGCGACCGGCGGCGGCGGACAGCGCGUCAGGCGGAGAGAGCCGCCGCCAGGAAUGAAUCUGAAGUCUGCUGCAGUAAAACACUGAAGGCUUUAAAAUGUUUUCUUGCAUAAAACUCAAACUUUAGCUGCUUAUGAGGAUAGGGAAGGCAGGAAGCUAAUGUGUGUCUCAAGAUACAGGACAGCUGUUUGCUCAUCAACUUCAACUGUCCCAAGCAACAGCAGGAAAGACAACCUGACAUAGGGAACUGGGGACUGGUAUACAGAGAGAGAACUACAAACCUUCCUCAGUACAGUAGGAACCCUAAUCCAAAAUCCCUGUACUUUUAUCAGAGUGUGCAACAGAGGAACAUGGCUCAAGAAACUAAUCACAGCCAAGUGCCUAUGCUUUGUUCCACUGGCUGCGGAUUUUAUGGAAACCCUCGUACAAAUGGCAUGUGUUCAGUAUGUUAUAAAGAACAUCUUCAAAGACAGAAUAGUAGUAAUGGUAGAAUAAGCCCACCUGCACCUUCUGUCAGUAGUCUGUCUGAGUCUUUACCAGUUCAGUGCACAGAUGGCAGUGUCCCAGAAGCUCAGUCAGCAUUAGACUCUACGUCUUCAUCUGUGCAGCCAAGCCCUGUAUCAAAUCAGUCACUUUUAUCAGAAUCUGUAGCAUCUUCCCAAGUGGACAGUACAUCUGUGGACAAAGCAAUACCUGAAACAGAAGACCUGCAAGCUUCAGUAUCAGAAACGGCACAGCAGCCAUCUGAAGAGCAAAGCAAGUCUCUUGAAAAACCAAAACAAAAAAAGAAUCGCUGUUUCAUGUGCAGGAAGAAAGUGGGACUUACUGGGUUUGAAUGCCGGUGUGGAAAUGUUUACUGUGGUGUACACCGUUACUCAGAUGUACACAAUUGCUCUUACAAUUACAAAGCUGAUGCUGCUGAGAAAAUCAGAAAAGAAAAUCCAGUAGUUGUUGGUGAAAAGAUCCAGAAGAUUUGAACUCCUGCUGGAAUACAAAAUCCUUUGACCAUCUGCAAACUAAAAAUUGACUUGAGGUUUUUUUUCCUAGUCAUUGGGAAUGUAGAGCAAUGUAUCUUGCAUAGACCUUUUAAUCAUGCAUGUCAUCAGAAGAAUAGAUUUUUGUUUUUGUUUUGAAAAUGACUCUGAACAUUUAUUUCCAUUGCAGUUUCUGUGGCUGAAAAGACUUAAGUAAACUUUAAAAGUAUUAUCCUUUUAAGAUCAUUUUAAUUUUAGUUGAGCGCAGAGGGCUUUUAUAACAAACGUGGAGAAAUUUUGGAGGGCUGUGAUUUUUCCAGUAUUAAACAUGCAUGCGUUAAUCUUGCAGUUUAUUUUCUCAUUGUGUAUGUAUAUAUAGCUUUUCUCUGCAGCACGAUUUCUCUUUUGAUAAUGCCCUUUAGGGCACAGCUAGUUAUCAGUAACUGAAUGUAUCUUAAUCAUUAUGGCUGCUUCUGUUUUUCAUUAACAAAGGUUAUACAUAUGUUAGCAUAUAGUUUCUUUGCGCCCACUAUUUAUGUCUGAAUCAUUUGUCACAGGAGAGUGUGUGCUGAUGAGAUUCUAAGUUUGCGUGUUUUUAAAUUUUUUUGAGCGAGGGAAGGAAAAGCUGUAUGCAUUUCAUUGCUGACUGCAGGUUUCUUUCAGAUUACGUUCAUCGGUCUGUGUGUAUACAAUAUGAAGAAUGAUCUGAAGUAAUUGUGCUGUAUUUAUGUUUAUUCACCAGUCUUUGAUUAAAUAAAAAGGAAAACCAUAAUGUU